This is a messenger RNA of Mangifera indica (mango), 1203 nucleotides long. RefSeq lists its product as uncharacterized. The record is from RefSeq and is a predicted model, not a curated record. Bases 221 to 706 code for a protein of 161 amino acids. NCBI's taxonomy places the organism in Eukaryota, Viridiplantae, Streptophyta, Magnoliopsida, Sapindales, Anacardiaceae. The transcript has 5 exons.
AUUUGCCAACCACCAUUGACAAAGCAUAUAUCCAAUAUUUCCCCUUGGCUCUAAAUUGCCUCAACUCUCUCGAAGAUUUAUCUCCAUCCUUCUCCUCGGAGCUACUCCAAUAGAGAACCCAGAAAUGCAUUAAGACGAAGUUCAAAGUGAAAUCCAAUAUAACAUCGAUUGCACCAACCAAAAGCUAUUCAACUGUUGCAGAGUCUGAGCCAGGACAAAUAUGUUGACGGUAUCGAAGAUGGGAACACCGACUCCAGUAACAGGCAUUGAGUUAGAAGAUAAGUUGAAUGGUGCUCCGUUGGCUUCUCGUCCUCUCUUCAUCUCUAAACCAUCUUGGGUGGUUCGAACUGAGUCAAAUGUUCGGAAACAUGUAAGGAAAAAGCCAGAUCCACCAUGUGUUGUCUGCCAAGGUACCGGACGAGUUGAUUGCUUUCACUGUUAUGGAAAAGGCAGGACAAACCACGUCCAUCUAGCAAUGCUUCCUAAAGGAGAAUGGCCCAAAUGGUGCAAAACUUGCGGUGGCAGUGGCCUCGGCUACUGCUCCCGUUGCCUAGGAACUGGGGAGUACAGGUCUAGAAUGGGUUUCCAUUUCAUGGAGAAGGAUUCUGAUAACAAGAAGCCCAAAAUUCGAGCCAGCCAAGGAGUACAAACAGCAGCCGAUAGAUUUCUUUUAGGAGAGCAAUCGGACUCCGAACAGGAUGUAUGAAAACUGGAUACACAGCUUGAUACAUGCCAUAGGUUUGCAAGUACUAGGAAAGCCUCUAAACCUUCUCUUUACAAUAUAGAUUGAUGGAAUAAUAUUAUUUACAUUGUGCUUCAUCAAUUUUCAAUAGAACCAGUAUUUCCGGUUUCAAAUAUAAAAUUCUGCAUAAUGCCAAUUAAAUUUGAGGCUGGUUUUUACUUGUCUUUACAAUAUAGAUUGAUCAUCUGACAUUAUUAUUAUUUUCUGCAUAAUAUCUGAUAAUUUUUUUGCCUUUGCACACAAUUAACACACAAGAUUGAGUCAGAGACUGAAAAAAGGAGGGGAUGAGAAGUUGGUCAUAUGCAGAAAGUUGCAGAAUGAUAUAUUCGUAUCAGAGAUGAUUUAUAAUAUAUGUAGUUCAACAAUUCAGUGGUGUAAAAUCAAUGGAUAAGAAGGUGAUUUUAUUGAUGUAUUACAAUCAUAGAGAAUUUGACCAUUCAACUACCAGAAGAAUCAUAAAG